ACUUUCUCACACUCAAUUGUUAUCCCUCCCUAUCUUCCUUCACCCUUCCUUAUUUCUCCCCCCCCCCCACAGCACUUUACAUUUCAUUCACCUCUUUCUCCUUUCCUUUCUUACUUUCAUCAACAUCCUUCUUUACAGCUAUUUUUUAAAUAAGUAUUUAAUUCGUUCACUCAUUUAAAUUUAUCUCGUUCGAACACACAACUUUUAUCUUUCUCUUCGCAACUACUGAAUUCUUUUUUCCCAGCUUGGUUCUCUCCUUCGUUCGAAUUCCUCUCUCUCUCUCUCUCUACACCUCAAACUCUCUGCUUCUUCUUCUUCUUCUUCUUCUCAACUGAUCAUCUCUUGGCAUUCAUCAAUGCUUAGCAACGGAAAUAUUAAAGUAAUCAAACAGGUGGAAGAAAGAGACCGUGAAGUAAAUGGAAGGCAUUGAAAGACGGUGAGCAAGGCGGUGGGGGAGAGAGAGAAAGAGGGAGAGAGAGAGCGAAAGAGAGAAGGAAAUUUCAAGCAAACGGUUGAAGAACUGGUGGUGUUUUAAAAGUACAGAAAUCAGUGGCUUGUUUCAGUUUUACUCCCGUUUACGGAUAACACCAACAAGUCCAUAACUCGCAGUCAUAAGAUAAACGUCUUUUACAUGUGGAACAAUAUCGAAAGGGAAUUAAGAGAAAAUAAAACUGUGGUAUUAUUGUAAUUUGUUUUGAUUCAAUCAGCUAAUUUCCAUUAUAAUUGGAUGGCAACACAUUUAAAACUAUUGUAGUCCACCCUUGUCCAUUUUCUAAAAUGGUGUAAAUAUUCUGGAAAAUACAAUAAAUAGGGCAGUAAAAAUUAAGGAAAUCAAAGAACUUUCUCUGGCACCAUGGGUGAAUAUUAUGAGUCAAAAAAGUGCAAGCUGUUGUGGGUGGCUUGGGCAUUUGGCAUUGUGGGUAUUGACAACGGAAUUUUAGGACCAAGCCUGCUUGACCUUGGCUCCCUAAUCCAGGCACAGUUGUACCAAAUGAAUUGGUUGUUUAUUAUUUCUGGUAUUGGAUUCAUUUUAGGAUGUCUUUUAGUUGGUUGGAUGUCAUCAAAGAUAAACAUGGAUCUAAUCCUGGCUGUAUCCAUGCUUCUUGGAUCAGCCACUUUUAUCUUCAUUCCACUCGCUCGUAAUUUACCCCUAAUGGCAACCUUAUUCUUCAUUCAAGGACUUACCAAAGGCUUGGUUGAUGUAGGUUGCCUGAUCACCUGCAACUGGCUGUUUCCAACCAAACACAAUUGGGAGAUGCAACUCAUUACAGUUGUUGCCUCUUUUACUGCUUUUGUCAUUCCAUUCAUCGUCUUACCAUUCCAAAGCCAUAAACUUCACAUGUUCUCCGAAGACACCCAGCUACGAAACAUGUCUUACAUCAACCCACACUCACAUAACAACAUCACAAAAGACGAUCCAACCAACAUACAAUACGCUUAUCUAAUUGCCGCCUUCAUUACUUCUCCACCGAUAAUUGCUUUUUUUUAUUAUUACAUUCGUAGUGGAUGUCAUUCGUGGUCUAACCAGAGUGACUACGAAGACAUGACGGGAAAGAUCUUGGGACAAAAAUACCCUUUGGUUAAAAAGACAAAAAUGUUGGUAUUACUGUUUUUGUUUCAUAUUCCAAUUUUUGGUAUUACCAUUGCUUAUAGCAAUCUCUUGACCGCUUAUGGACUUUCAACAAGCAGAAACUUUACAAAAGCUGACUUGGCGUUUAUGACAUCUGUGAUGUGGGGGUCGUUUUUAAUGGGCCGAAUUCUCACUACUGUCUUUUCAAAAAUCUUUGAUAUCGGAAUUCUCUUAACUCUCAAUUUUGGUGGGUUGUUUUUGUUUGUGUCGUUGUUGGUCGUACAAAUUUAUAUACCAAAUGAAGCUUUACUCUGGAUCGGUACAAGUGGAUUUGGCCUUUUCCAGUCUUCCUUUCUGCCAACCGUCAUUUCAUGGGCUGGUGGCUUCCUCACAAUCGAUGCUGUCAUCCUAACAACUGCACUCGUGGCAAGUGGAAUCGGAGAAAUGACAAUUCCAUUCAUUGCUGGCAUAUUCUUUCAUUCGUUAGGGCCUUCCAGCCUCAUUUAUUUAAUGCUGGGGAACUGUUGUUUAGAAUUUGCUAUGUUUGCCAUGAUGGGAUUCUUAAAUAAUUAUUAUAGAAAAAAUUAUUUAAUUUGAAACAAAUUACAUUUUUUCAUCUCCAAAUGUCCUGAAAUGAUUAUACAUACAUAUAUAUAUAUAUAUAUAUAUAUAUAUAUAUAUAUAUAUAUAUAUAUAUGUAUAUAUUAAUGAAUCACAAAGGAAUGGGAGUUAUGUAAUCCUUUUCAUUAGCUUACCACUGUUUCUACUACAAGAAGCAAUACACCGAGAGUUAAGUGCUUGUGCAACAUUUUACAGCUUCCUCAGAGCACUGCUUCUUAUAGCAGAAACAGCUAUAAGCCAAUGAAGAGAAUUACAUAACUCCCACUCUUUUGUCAUUCAUUCAGUAAUAUUACACUCUGUACUCGCCUAACGUUUUACCCUGAAGCCUAAAUAUAUUGAGUUCUAACAACAGAUCACUAAUAUCAAUAUGCCUAAGUGAAAUCAUUCUAUAUAUAUAUAUAUAUGUAUAUAUAUGAGGAAAUUGUAUUUUAUUUGCAGUCUAGUCAUAGAAAGAGUUAUUGAUAGAGUAUUUUGAGAAGGGCCACAAAUGGCUCCAAUUGGAACGGGUGUAGGAAACAAAACAGAACAACAACAACUGAACUAUGAAAAUACUUUGCAUAUUCAUUUAUUUAGAAAUUUCUUCAGCGUCAACCCUUUUGUUACCGUAUUUCUGUUGGAAUAUGCUGCAUUUAUUA
This is a messenger RNA of Octopus sinensis (East Asian common octopus), 2826 nucleotides long. Its product is annotated as sodium-dependent glucose transporter 1A. The coding region runs from base 854 to 2167 and encodes 437 amino acids. The transcript is spliced from 6 exons. NCBI's taxonomy places the organism in Eukaryota, Metazoa, Mollusca, Cephalopoda, Octopoda, Octopodidae. The record is from RefSeq and is a predicted model, not a curated record.